AUGCAGGGGCUCAGGAAGACCAAAGCCCCUGACCUCAUUAAUGCGAAGAUCAUAAUAGACAACCGUUAUAAAAGACUGCUUCUCAAGCCGAGCCUGUUACUGAACGGGAUCAUCAAGUAUCCCUUUCUAAAGGAGAGUGAUAGGCAAAAAAGAGGGUACCUUUUAUUCCGACUCUCCAACCCGCUGCUAGCAUCUUACGGGCCGCAGCCAACUGGGUUCUGUGCUCAGCAGCUUGCCAAACCUCGGCAUGGCUCGCCUGCAUGCCCUGCUGUAGCCCCUACUGAAGGCCGCUUUUCCAACCUUGCUCUUCGUCACUCAGGGUCCGGCAGCGUCAUGACCCAAUUGGAAAAAGGUAACCCCAAAAAGAUAAUGUCAUCCAAGUUUGGGUUUAGUCAUGCUUUAGUGAAGGCUUUCUCAGGGAAUAUUGUUGGCUGUAGAACGAAUGUGAAAUUGGGCGGUUCUAAACGAUGA
Molecule: messenger RNA, 471 nt
Organism: Striga asiatica
Lineage: Eukaryota; Viridiplantae; Streptophyta; Magnoliopsida; Lamiales; Orobanchaceae
Source: the annotation of a GenBank genome assembly